Messenger RNA from Miniopterus natalensis, 5631 nucleotides. Lineage: Eukaryota; Metazoa; Chordata; Mammalia; Chiroptera; Miniopteridae. The record is from RefSeq and is a predicted model, not a curated record.
UGCAACCUUGGCUUAUUGGGAUGAUGCUCUAACCAACUGAGCUACCCAGCCAGGUUAUGGAGACUUACGUUAAAGGAGACCUCACAGUCAUUUUUAUUGAGAUUCAUGAUCUUCCUUAAGAAAAUAUUGACAACUGGAGAGACAUAGAUCUGCAGGUAUCAGAUACUCUAUGUGUGCUCAUGAAUGGAAGUUGUUUUUUUAUGAUAGCAUUUAAACCUUUUACAUGUCUUCAUUCUGGUAUAGUUGCUUCAUUAACUCUUCUGAGAUUACUAAGGCUAGUUUUGGUGCUUUCUCUGAUGAAUGCCUUCUUGUUUUUCAUAUUAAUAUUGUUAAAUAAAUAAAUUUCAGUACCCAUUAAGUCAGGCAUUAUGUUAGGUGCUUUAUCUUGUGAGAGAGUAUUUCAUUUUACAGAGGAGAAAACUGAGGCUCAGAAAGGUCAAGUCACUUGUCCAAGGUCAUAGAGCUAAUGAAUGGUGGAGCCAGAAUGUGAACCCAAGUUUCUGUUAUUUAGCGGUGUCUUUAUUUCUACAUGAAAGUCAUGAGCUGUUGCUUCUCCUUGUGAAUACAGUUGUAAAGGACUUGCAGAGCACUAACCUGGUGGAAGUAUGUAUGGCACUUACUAUUGUCAGCCAGAUUUUCCCUCAAGAAAUGAUUCCAGCUGUUCUUCCAUUAAUAGAAGAUAAACUUCAACAUUCUAAGGAGAUUAUACGAAGAAAAGCUGUUCUGGCAUUAUACAAAUUCCAUCUCAUUGCUCCUAAUCAAGUACAGCAUAUCCAUGUUAAGUUUCGGAAAGCACUUUGUGACAGAGAUGUUGGGGUCAUGGCUGCUUCCUUGCACAUAUACCAUAGGAUGAUUAAGGAGAAUUCAUCUGGAUAUAAAGACUUGACGGGGAGUUUUGUAACAAUUUUGAAGCAAGUAGUUGGAGGAAAGCUCCCAGUAGAUUUCAAUUACCACAGCGUUCCAGCACCAUGGUUACAAAUUCAGCUCUUGAGAAUACUAGGACUGCUAGGAAAAGAUGAUCAAAGGACAAGUGAAUUAAUGUAUGAUGUUCUUGAUGAAUCCUUACGAAGAGCUGAGUUAAAUCACAAUGUCACAUAUGCUAUUCUGUUUGAAUGUGUGCAUACAGUUUAUUCUAUUUAUCCCAAAUCUGAAUUACUUGAGAAGGCUGCCAAGUGCAUUGGAAAAUUUGUCCUGUCACCUAAAAUAAAUCUCAAGUAUUUAGGACUGAAGGCCCUUACCUAUGUUAUCCAACAGGAUCCUACUCUGGCUCUUCAACACCAGAUGACAAUAAUCGAAUGCCUAGACCAUCCUGAUCCCAUUAUUAAAAGAGAGACUCUGGAACUUCUUUACAGAAUUACUAAUGCACAGAAUAUAACAGUGAUUGUCCAGAAAAUGCUUGAAUAUUUACAUCAGAGCAAAGAAGAAUAUAUUAUCAUCAAUUUGGUUGGGAAAAUAGCUGAACUAGCUGAGAAAUAUGCUCCUGAUAAUGCGUGGUUUAUUCAGACAAUGAAUGCUGUGUUUUCAGUGGGUGGAGAUGUAAUGCAUCCUGAUAUUCCCAAUAACUUCCUGAGACUGCUGGCGGAAGGUUUUGAUGAUGAAACAGAAGAUCAACAAUUAAGACUUUAUGCAGUUCAGUCUUACCUCACUUUAUUAGAUGUGGAAAAUGUGUUCUAUCCACAGAGAUUUCUUCAAGUUAUGAGUUGGGUAUUAGGGGAGUAUUCCUACCUCUCAGAUAAGGACACACCAGAGAAAGUUAUAAGCAAGCUCUACAAGUUACUUAUGAAUGACUCCGUUUCUUCAGAAACAAAAGCCUGGUUAAUUGCUGCCGUGACCAAGUUGACACCCCAAGCACCCUCUUCUAACAUUGUUGAGAGAUUGAUCCAGGAAUUUACCAUAUCUUUGGAUACACGUCUGAGACAGCAUGCAUUUGAAUUAAAGCAUUUGCAGGAGAAUGUGGAACUUAUGAAGAGCUUGCUUCCAGUUAAUAAGAGUUGUGAAGACAUGGUGGUAGAUGCUUCCUUAUCUUUUCUGGAUGGUUUUGUGGCUGAAGAACUCAGUCAGGGGGCAGCACCUUACAAACCUCACCACCAACGGCAGGAGGAAAAGCUUUCUCAGGAAAAAGUUCUCAAUUUUGAACCAUAUGGACUCUCCUUUUCUUCAUCUGGCUUUACUGGACGACAGUCUCCUGCUGGCAUUUCUCUGGGUUCAGAUAUAUCUGGAAACAGUGCAGAGACUGGGCUGAAAGAGACAAGUAGCUUGAAGCUGGAAGGCAUUAAGAAAUUGUGGGGGAAAGAGGGCUAUCUUCCCAAGAAGGAAAGCAAAACUGGAGAUGAAACUGAAGCUCCGCCUGUCCCACAAGAGAGUAUAAUAAUGGAGAAUGUAGAUCAAACUAUAACAAAAAAGGAUCCAUCUCAAGUCCUUACCCAGUCUAAAGAGGAGAAAGAAAAGCAGCUGCUGGCAUCAUCAUUAUUUGUUGGGCUAGGAUCAGAAAGUACAGUCAAUUUGCUAGGAAAAGCAGAUACCUUCUCUCACAAGUUCAGAAGGAAAUCAAAAGUCAAGGAAACCAAAAGUGGAGAAACAACCAGUGCUCGUAACAUGGCCUGUUCUCCCUUUAGUUCUUCAUCAGAUGUGACUUUCGAAGAAGAUAAUUACUUGGGUAAUUUGCGGGAUAGAGGAGACAAAGAAUUAAAGAAAUUGACUCUCAGUUCAGAACUUUUAGAUUCUGAGUCACUCACAGAACUGCGCUUGGCUGGGAAACUCUCAAAUUGCAGGCGGCCUGCACCUGCUUUGUUUGCUGAUAACAACACGGAAGGUUUUCAUUCUCCUCAACCCGCCGCAGCCUCGGCAGCCAGCGAAGUCUCCUUAGCUGCUGCCUUGUUGGAAGAAACUACUGAGCACAUGUGUUCGGAUCUUACGGAGCUCUGCAGUAAUGAAACUAUGUCAGUGUCUUCUUACAAAAUUUGGAAAGAUGAUUGUUUAUUGUUGGUGUGGUUGGUUUCUGAUAAGAGUGGUUCGGAACUGAAAAGUGUUAACUUAGAAAUUGCUCCUGCAGAAAAUUUUAAGAUCACUGAGCUACCUGGAUGCUGCUUGCCUGUAAUAGAAGCAGAGAACACCACACACUUUCAAUAUAGUGUGCAGAUGGAAAAACCUUUUACAGAAGGGAAUCUUUCUGGCUUUAUAAAUUAUCAAAUGAUGGAUGCUCAUGAUGUUCAGCUCGAAUUUUCAGUAAACUUAUCACUGUUGGAUUUCAUUAGACCAUUAGAAAUCUCAACUGAAGACUUUGGCAAACUCUGGUUAUCCUUUGGAAAUGACGUGAAGCAAAAUGUAAAAUUGUCAGAAUCUCAUGCCACUCUGCCCUCCGCCCUGAAGACACUGCAACAGCAGCUGAGACUUCAUGUUGUUGACAUUAUAGGCAGUGAAGGGCUGUUGGCCUGUCAGCUGCUCCCCUCCAUCCCCUGUUUGCUGCAUUACCGAGUUCAUGGUGACGUAUUAGCCCUAUGGUUCAGAUCUUCCUGCUCUACUCUUCCUGACUAUUUACUGUAUCAGUGUCAAAAGGUGAUGGAGGGAUCCUAGCAGAAACUCUUAUAUAUUACUCCAUCAAAAUAAAUGGUUUACAUAGAUAAACUUAUUUACCAAAGUAAAAAGAACUCAUGGUACUUCUAAUGAAAAUGGGGAUAAUUGUAAGUUGUGGUUUUGUGUGUUUCCUUUAUGAUUCCUGAUCAAGAAAGAUCCCCAAGAAACUGUACCCCUAACCUUUUACUCAGGAUUGUACAGUAUGUUUGGGUCCCAAAGAGUGACCUAAGCUAAUGUUAUAAACUGCUAAUGAUUUAUAUAUCACUUAGUGUAGAGGGACUGAAAAUAUUUAUUUUGUUAUAAAUAAUUUUAUAGCAAAUUUACUCUAGUGCUAGCUGAUUUGUAGUAAAGCCAAAUCUGAGUUCUCUGCAUUAAUGGAGGGAAGACAUGGAAUUGAUAACCCCAAAUCUAAUUCAUAUUUGGCUUUGGAAUGCAGCGUGUACAUUUUGGUAAACAUAAUUACUUUCAAUUAUGUUUUGCUUAGAUCAAUGUUGAACUAAGUUGGAACAGCCCACACUUAAUUCAGGAGAUCUAUGAGCAUGCUGGGUAUUGGAGAAUCCAAUCUGUGAUAAGUUAUAGAUAACUUGUUAUACAUAAUUGCAGAUAAUUUGAUUAUAAAAUUUAUCUGUUUUCCACUUGCAUUUAUUUUUAUUGAAUCACUAUUCUUAUGUUAAAAACUCAGAGCCAUUUAUAAAAUAUUAUCUUAUAGAAACAAAACCCACAAGAGCACACAGUACUAAAGCAAACAUAUAAGAGGACUUUUUAGUUUUGGCAGAUAUCUCAGUUGUCACUUUGGUUCUUUUAGCAAGUUAAAAUUUGUGAUUAGACUCUGAAUGGUAAAACCAUUUUUCUGGCCUUUAAGCCCACUAAGUACUCAGUGGAUACAACUGAAACAGUGACUGAAUAUAAGGUUCUUCAGUAAAAUACAUCAUUUUCAUGUUAUGGUUGCGCCUUUGUGGCGUCUGUCAGAACUAGUAGCAGUCUAAUAUGAAUGAUGGUACAGAAUCUUGAGAUUGUACAUUAAUGUUAAAAACUGAAAUUAUAUUUUAUAAAACCUUAUGGUGCUGUGGAGAUAUUUAUUAUUUCACUUUUUCUGACACUUCACCAUGGAGACUAUUCAGGUAAUAUAGCUUUAAGUUACUGAAGUUAAUACUCUGGUUAAUUGGUACUGUUUAUCACCAGGUGGAGUUCUGGUUUUAGGUUAUCUCAUUAAUCAUAGCUGAUCUGAAAGAGGCUGAGGGGAUUCCCCAGAGCUGAUAGAUUUCAUUAGUUAUUUGUGUCUAGUGUAUUCCUUCCUAAAAACAAAACAGUAUUUUUUAAAAUUAAUUUUUAAGUUAUUCAUUUAAAAAAUGUAAUACCUUGUUACUUUCAUGCUUUUAAAAACACAGCAAAAUCUUGCUAUAAGAGCAGUGAAAAGUGACUGGAAUUUCCUGCGUAGGUUUCUCUUUUUAAAUAGAAGGUGAGAUUCAUCCUCAAGCUCCCAGCAGUGUCAUGGUGAAUCUGGGGAGAAUAAGGGAAGACAGCAAAGUCUUAAGAGCAGGUAGGAGAAGAAAGAUCAAGGUCCCAUCAGAAUAGACCCUGGGGGUACAGGCAGGUCAGGCUCAGGGAAAGUGGGCCUGAGUAAGGGCCCUUCUGACAAACUGCAGGUGGAAGCUGAGCAGUUACCAAGUGCUUACGUGCCAAGCAUGCCAACCACAGCAGAUGUUCUGAAGAGGAGCAUUAUUUUAAAUAAUAUUCUGUCAUCUACCAAAACAGUUGUGGUAAAAAUGCAGUAUUUUUUUCCCCCCCUAUAUUUCAUGUCAAUAAUAUUUUAAAAAUAGUGAGCUAUUUGUCUUAAUUUUUAUGGAUAAUUGUGAUCUUUGUCUCAUGGUUGUGAGCCACUGAAGUGCACUGAACCUAUUCACAUGUCUUUAAUGUGUUGUGCUGUGUUAAAAUUUUAGGAGGGAAAAUGCAAGGAAAUAACAACUUAAGCAUUAAUUACCUUAUUUUGGAGUUGAAUUCUGUUAUUUGAAAUAAUUCAGUGAAACAUGAAAUAAAUACAAAGUGAUCUAUACUGUU